CGUCCGUUUUUCUUACCGAUCUCUCUCUCUCUCUCUCUAUCUAUCUAUCUUCUCCGACAUUUGGAUCUCAUAGCUUCUGCUUCCGCCGGUCAUGGCGUCGCAGGAGAAAGGUCGUCCACUGCCCAAGUUCGGAGAGUGGGAUGUAAAUAAUCCUGCUUCGGCUGAAGGUUUUACUGUCAUAUUCAACAAAGCUCGGGACGAAAGGAAGACACCUAUCGUUAACUCCGGUGCCCCAGCUUCACCAAGAAGAAAUGAUGUAGGUGGUCUGAAUCCAGAUCCCACCUAUCAAUAUCCAAGAAAGAGUAGUAAAUGGUUUUGCUGUGGCUGAGUGCUGGAGCUGGAGCAACAAGAGACUUGGUGCUGUAAUCUCAUGGCUAAAAAGACGAGGGCGGCCGAUGUCAGCGUGUAGCUGCUUCCUGUAACAGUGCUACCAUGUCUCAUUCUCCUUAUAUAUAUGUGUGUUACAUAUAAACAAAAGAGGAGUGAUGGAUGGAGACCAUUUUUCUUUUCUGGUGACACUGUUUAGCUUUGUUAUAACUGUGUGAUCUAAGUGGGAGGAUAAUGAUAUAGAUGCGCAACAAUCAUGUUCAGCUUGUCCUUGCUCCAUCCACAAGAAGCUAAGAGAAGAAGCUAUACAUCAGCCUGUAGAUCGACACCAGUGUUUAAUAAUACAAAGAAAUGGUUUGUUUGUGAUA
Musa acuminata subsp. malaccensis (wild Malaysian banana) is the source of this 695-nucleotide messenger RNA. The record is from RefSeq and is a predicted model, not a curated record. Lineage: Eukaryota; Viridiplantae; Streptophyta; Magnoliopsida; Zingiberales; Musaceae.